Betta splendens (Siamese fighting fish) is the source of this 2763-nucleotide messenger RNA. Its product is annotated as melanoregulin-like. Gene Ontology annotation, biological process: melanosome transport; melanocyte differentiation. Bases 180 to 797 code for a protein of 205 amino acids. NCBI's taxonomy places the organism in Eukaryota, Metazoa, Chordata, Actinopteri, Anabantiformes, Osphronemidae. The record is from RefSeq and is a predicted model, not a curated record. The transcript has 5 exons. Gene Ontology annotation, cellular component: melanosome.
AAUGUAAUUGACGGACGGCUCUCAUUCAGUCCAGGACACGCACAGAAAACGCAGGUCGGCCCAAACAAGUUCGGAUGUAGACUAGAUUUGGACACUUGGACUCUUCUUUAGAGUGGAAAUACUCAGAUUUUCUGUGAUUUUAAUCAAGAAUCGAGGACAAUAAUUGCAGGAACAGGCUAAUGGGUGCUAAGGUGACCAUCUGCUGCUGUCACUACCACCUGAAACACAGCAGAGAGGAGAAACAUGCUAUUUUGCGCAUGCGCAAAACCACGGCUUCCAGCGAGUCCAGUGACAGCGACACAGAGGAGAAGAGCAUUUUUGGUGAGACACCUUCAAAAAGGAGCCCAUGGGACAAGCAGCAACGCCAGAGGACCACCGCCGAUCGAGACCUGGCCGUCAGAAGAGGCUCCGACAGGGAGCUGCAGGCCUUCAUCAGCAUGAGAGACCAGGCCGACAAAGCCACAGAGGAGUGGGAGAAGCUGAAUUAUGACAUACACGCCCUCUGCUACGCCAGACGGGAGGUUAGGUCUCGGUGGAAGAAGAUUCUGUUGCAGCUCGGUUACCAGCGCGAGGCGGACGCCCUGCUCCAUGUGCACAGACAGAUCCGGCCCGGUCCAGACCAGGAGCAGCUCAACAGAGCCUCUGACCUGUUGAAACAGCUGCUGGACCACACGUCCCUGUUCCCCCCUGGAACCGGACCCCAGAACAGAUACCUCCACGUUAUGGACCGGCUGGUGUCAUUGGACAGUGCUGAGGAGUUCAUCAGACUGGCCAAAGAGAAAUAUCCCAAGAAAUGAAAUGGUGUCAAAGACGAAGAACAGAGAGCGAGUGUGUAGAAAAUUUAGAAGACAAUUAUUAUAUUAUUAUGUAUCAUUUUUUAUAUGGCUUGUUUAUAAAUUGCCUUUUUCCUAUCCACUGUAAAGAUGCUCAGCCUCAUAAAUGUGCGUUUAGAAAUUAUACUGUGUACAGAUUAAACGUAUGUGUUGGUAACUGAUGUUAUUGUGAAAUCCAACACCUCCUGUCGUUGCUUUAUUGACGCUGCCCACUAGGUUUCUCUAAGAACGUCUUCUCAUUCAAGUCUCAGUCAUUUGACUCUGUAGCAGUAGUUUUUCCAGAAGGUGGCAGCGUGUAGUUGUGUUACGGAGGGCAGAAGAAAAAGGAGGAAAGGAUUAAUGCACAGAAGCAGAUUUUGGAUCUCGUCUCUCAAGAGCAGCUUGAGCAAUGAUAAAAACAAGGAACAUGCUCAUUAUCUCCUUGUUGUGGCUACAAUAGAUCCAACCAUCCUGAAGCAACAUUACCACAGACAAAGGUCCAGUAGAUCCAUCCUGGAUCCAGACAUAAAAGACGAGACAAAGCAGACACUGGGAAAGAUGUUGAGGGAGAAUCAUAAGGAAGUUGAAAGAUAAGUUUGAUAGUGAUCCAGGUUUUCAGUUGCUGGUGACCAGGAGACGUAAAAUGACACAUCCCAUCACUUCCCUGCUAUUUAACCAAACAUCCGUGCUCAGAUUAUCUCCAUUAAGUCUGAGCCCCAGAGGUCAAGAAGCAACAGCGUUCUCUCACUACUGACGGCUGUGGUAUGUCCUACACAAUCAUGCACAUCUGAACCCAGUAAGAGCGGGUUUACGCUGACCCAGAUAUUGUUCUCUCCAAGGCCCCUUCUCGAGUUUGGGGAACAGAUGUGGAAGUGAAAGAGGGGAACGCUGGGGGAGGGGAGCGGAACGAGGAGCGGGCCAGCAGUCUGGCAGCGCGGACAGGCAUUGUGCUGCAUGCACCUUUUUCUCAUUACAUUACUCAGUGUGUGUGUGUGUGUGUGUGUGUGACAUCAUUCUAAAAUAUCACAUAGUGGCUGGUUCUUACUGUAUUUUUUGGACUAAUAUACAGCUAAAGAAUGAUUAGGAAGCUAAUUAUACAUGACUAUAUUUGAUGCUAGAUGCCAGUUACAUAAAUAAUAAUUCUUUUUUUAUAUAAACAUUUUAGUACAAAUAUGCUACAAAUAUGCUCAAAAGGCCAGUUUGGCCAACGAAGAGGUAGCAGAGCAGAUGUGGCUGUGGUUUGAAUCAGCCGGCUUCGCUCUCGCUCUUGUUAGACAGUUUGUAAUUGCGACUCCUAGUCUACUCGGGUGAACGUCAAAGUGUGUAAUGGUUAACAGGUUAAACAGUCAAACUAAAUGUUUGAAUGCCCCGACUGGAAAAAGCCGCAUGUAUUAAACAAAGGGCUCCAAAUCUGUGCCUGUUCCAACUUACUAGAGAAGAAAUCUGGUUACUGGCCUCAUUUAAGGCUAAAACAGUACUGUAGAUUAGUGAAGUACAGUAAUGUUCUAGACCAAACAACUUUUGUUUCAAAUGCAUUAAUGUACUGGCAACAUAUAAUGUCACAUUCAAUCCUGUACAGUUGUAUUAACAUUAGCCACACUGCUUUAUACAAGGGCUGCUUGGUUUAGCUAGUCAAUGGUCUGCACAGUUUAAAUUAUUAUUAUCAUCAAAUAAGUAAUGAAAGCCUCAUUAACCAAAAACCUCUAAUAUUCUUUUUAUCAACUUCAUAAUCUGUACGGGUUCGAACUCUUCAAGCAGUCCAAACAGUCGGUCAGCACAUACUUGUGACUGAACCCUAAGAAUUCAUCUGUGUGUCCGUUGUAGCCUGUGAAAGAGUCCAGUGUUCACCUUAGAGAGCAAGUCAUGAUAAGAUAAGGUCCACACACACACGCACACGCACACACACACACACACACACACACACACACACACACACACACACACACACACA